Molecule: messenger RNA, 1221 nt
Organism: Peronospora matthiolae
Lineage: Eukaryota; Oomycota; Peronosporomycetes; Peronosporales; Peronosporaceae
Source: the annotation of a GenBank genome assembly
AUGGUGUCACCGCCGCAACCCCAACCGGUCGAAGCUGUCGCCUCUCCUCGCCACGGCAGCGCCGUGACGCGCUCCCCGUCAACUCCUGCUGCCCCUUCUGCCCCCUCUUCGUCUGUACCCGCCACGACGACGACCCCGGCCUCGACGGUCGAUGGACGCCCCCCGCUGAAGAACCCUCUGGCUCUCGAGAUCGCCUACAGCACCAUCUCCCCCAAGGUCGAGCAGCCGCAGUACCCUCCCAUGCACAUCAAGCUCAACCUGAUUGACCAAAACCCCUUCACAUCGGCUCUUUGCAGCAACGGCGAGGCGACAUCCUGUGAGAGUCCGUUCCCGAUGACGCCGGGCGGGUACUCGUCCAGUGGCGGAUGUGGCGGCGACUUGAGCAAGAAACAGCGGCACAAUCUGCGCGAGCAGCGGCGGAUCCUACGCAUUAGCAACCAGUUCGACAUCUUGCGCAACAAACUCGAGGCAGCAGGCUACUCGUCCUCGAAGAAGGACAAGUACAGCGUGCUGCAUGCUACGCUCGAGUACAUCUCGAACCUCGAGCGCAACCAACUCGGCUGCGUGCCGCCGCAGUCGCAGAUGCCGCACCUGCUGCAGCACACGUCCCCUCAUUCCGGCGGCGGCGUCCCCCGUCACCUCGUGUCUCCGUGCAGCGACUCGGCUGGGCGGUUGUCCAUCACGGCGCCACCGCCCAGCCACGUUGACAGCAAAGGCCAAGUGUUUAUGAUCGAUAGCAUGCCGUCUCCAGUGCCAGCGUUGUCCAUACCAGGCAUGCAUCCUCAGCCCUCGUAUCCUCUGAACAUGGACAACAUGUACACUAGUGCUACGAGCGGCGCUGCAAACGCUGGUACGGCUGAGAUCGAUGGCUCAUCGGCUUCUUACCGUGACGUCUUUGCCAGUAGCAGUAUGCCCAGUCUUCUGGCUAAGCUUGACGGCACGAUUGUCGAGGCGAACGCGCUAUUUUUGGAGCUAUGCUGCAAGAACAUUGAUGAGCUUCGCCUGCAUAGUCUGUACACAAUGUGUACGGCCAUGGAUACACCAAAGAUGUACACCCUCGUGAGCAAGAUCCUCUCGUGUGAGAUGGCGUCAGCGCAGAGCAAGAUGAUGUGGCACUUUUCCAGCACUGGCGACCGAAAGGUGUUCGUGUCAGUGUCAAUGAUCCACGAUCGCAUGCACAAUCCGGCUAAUUUGCACUGCAGUCUUCUGCCGCUGUCAUGA